AUGCUGUUCUUGAAGUGGGGCAAGCGUUUCAAGCACGGACGCGGAGGAGUGAAACACAAUUUGAAGAAGGCCUUGGAUUCCUUCUUGAAAGGAGCGGCGCGUGGGUCCACGAUGGCAAUGGUGGACGCCGGGUUGAUUUAUUGGGAAAUGGGAAAAAAAGAGCAGGGUAUUGCUUGGUAUAGAAAGGCAGCUGAGCUUGGUAACCCUACUGGCCAGUGUUAUUUGGGUAUUUCCUAUUUGCAAGCUGAUCCUCCGAAUACCAAAGAGGCAAUUGCUUGGUUAUAUCAAGCUUCAGUUGCUGGUCACGUUCGAGCGCAGUACCAACUUGCUCUUUGUUGGCAUCAAGGUCGCGUGCUUGACCAAAACCUACAAGAAGCGGCUCGCUGGUAUCUAAGAGCUGCAGAAGGGGGACAUGUUCGUGCUAUGUAUAAUAGCUCCUUGUGCUACUCUCUUGGUGAGGGGCUGGUCCAGUCGCCUAGACUUGCAAGGAAAUGGAUGAAAAAGGCAGCUGAUCGUGGUCAUAGCAAAGCACAGUACGAGCAUGGUUUGGGUCUCUUUUCUGAAGGGGAGAUGAUGAAGGCUGUUAUAUACCUGGAGCUUGCCACCCGAGCUGGUGAGACUGCUGCCGCUCGUGUCAAAAAUAUUAUAGUUCAACAAUUGUCAACAACUUCGCGUGAUAGAGCUAUGCAUCUGGCUAACAAUUGGCAUGCUAUACCUUCAACCCGAUGA
Molecule: messenger RNA, 729 nt
Organism: Fraxinus pennsylvanica
Lineage: Eukaryota; Viridiplantae; Streptophyta; Magnoliopsida; Lamiales; Oleaceae
Source: the annotation of a GenBank genome assembly